AUGGGUAUAUCUCACCUUAUCUUUCUCCUAUCAACGUUAUUACUGGCAGUAUCAGCUACGGAACGUCAAUGUGUAGAUGAGCAUAAUCGUAAGUUCGAUCAUGAUCGUGAAUGGCGUUCAAUGGACGGGAAUUUUGUCAAAAAAUGCGAAGUUUUUGCUCAUGGAUGGCAAAUUAAAGUGGUAAGCCUAAAAUUUAAAAAAUCGGUACCAGUGAUACCAUAAAGUGUACCAAACAUUUUUUUUCAAAAUGUCAAAAAAAAUAAUUUUAAACUGUUUUUUUAAAAUAUUAUAAUUUUUAGUACCAAUAGAACCACUAGUACCAAAAAGUGUACCAAACACUAAACUUUUAAAAACUCGUGAAAUGACAUUUUAAUAACACUUAAUAACUUACAUGCCAUUUCCAGGUCAGCUGUGCCAGUAAAUCCAACAAACGUAUAUCAAUUGGUUCCAAACUGAUCGAAGGUCCCAUGAUCUGGUACUGUGACAAAUCCUCAAACGGUGGAGUAUCUCUUCGUGCUGAACCAAAUCCUGAUGCCGAGUGUAACGGUGGCCACUUACCCGGCUCCAGAUGGGUUGAUGGAGCAUUUGAACGGGAAUGUCAAGCUGGUGCUCAUGCCAAGAUUGUCGGUUGUGUAUCACAAAGUGGUGCUCGAAUUGAGCUGGGUGGAUCGGUGGAAGAGCAGGGUGAUAUUGUGUUAUGUGAGAAGCGGCCGGAUGGAAGUAUUAGCAUGAGGAAUGAAAGGAAUCCUAAUGCUUAUUGUGGUGAACAUGGUCCUGGUAAGGGAGUUUUGGGGCUAAUCAGUACCAGUAACACCAUUUUUUUUUCUCCCUUUGCAGGAAAUGGCAAUAACUUUUACAGAAAAUGGCAAGAAACUUCGUUACAAAACAAAAAAUGACAAGAACUUUCUUUACAAAACAAAAAACGGCAAGAACUUUCUUUACAAAGCAAAAAAAUGACAACAACUUUCUUUACAAAACAAAAAACGGCAAGAACUUUCUUUACAAAGCAAAAAAAUGACAACAACUUUCUUUACAAAACAAAAAAUUGCAAGAACUUUCUUUACAAAACAAAAAAUGGCAAUAACUUUUACAGAAAAUGGCAAGAAACUUCGUUACAAAACAAAAAAUGACAAGAACUUUCUUUACAAAACAAAAAAUGACAAGAACUUUCUUUACAAAACAAAAAACGGCAAGAACUUUCUUUACAAAGCAAAAAAAUGACAACAACUUUCUUUACAAAACAAAAAAUGGCAAGAACUUUCUUUACAAACCAAAAAACGGUUGGCCUAAACCUAAACCUAAGCCUAUGCUUAAACUUAAUCCUAAGCUUACGCCAAAGCCUGAGCCAAACCCUGAACCAAAGUCUAAGCCUAAGGCCAAACCAACAGCAAACUUUAAACCUAAGCCUAAUUGUAUUCAUCCUACCCUACCUUACCACCAACAAUCAUUUCAGACUCCGAAUGGGUAGAAGAAUCCUUUGUAAUGCGAUGUGAAGCCGGUGGUCGCUCCGAAAUCGUCGGUUGUCAACUCCCAACCGGCGAACGGAUCGAACUCAACGACAAACUCCACUACAAAGGCUACAUCAUCCACUGUCAGCAGUUCGAAAACGGUACUCAUCGCAUCUUCUCGGAACCGGACCCGACUGCCGAAUGUGAUGGAGAACAUCCGGCCGGCUCCAGAUGGAUCGAAAACGCGUUCGAAAAGGAGUGUCUGCCUGGUGCAUUGACCAAAACGACCGGUUGUGUGCUGGACGAUGGGCAGAGGAUACCGUUGGGCGGUAAGACAGAGUUUGGCAAAUUCUUGGCAUUCUGCAACAACAACAACAAUGGCACGGUGUCUUUGACAUUGGAUGUGAACCCUGAUGCUCCAUGUGGAGAGCAUUUGCCUGGUGAGAAAUUUUUUUAAAUAUUGAGUUUUGGACACUUUAAGUAUUAUUAGUACCAGUGGUACCAAAAAGUGUACUAGUGGUACCAGUAGCACCAAAAAAUGUUUCAAAAUUUAUUUUUAAAAUGUCUAGAUUUUUAAAACAUGUUAAAAGGGGCUUUUGGACCAAAAUAAAAAUUUUGGUACCAUUAUUACCAGUAGUACCAAAAAAUGUACCAAAAACAAAAAUUUUCAAAACUUUAUAAAAACAAGUUUUAACCCAUUUUAAACUUAUAAUCGACCUUUAUAGCGCCUUUUUGAUGCCCUGAGAGAACAUAAAACAGUAAAAAAGAGCCAAAGGUACCACUAACACCGCUAACUUCCUUACUUUCAGGCUCCCGCUGGGUAGAGCGAUCCUUUGAAAAAGAAUGCAAACUCGGAGGUAAUACUGAGAUUGUCAGUUGUGUCACCUCGACUCGUCAACGUGUCCCACUAAACGGCCAUAUUCUAAUCGACGGCCAAAAGGUUCACUGCGAAAAGCUCCAAGAUGGUACCAUUUGGUUCCACGGCGAACCCGACCCGAAUGCACCGUGUCAAGGAGGUCAUGAGGCUGGUACCAGAUGGAUCGAUAAAGGCUUUGAACUAGAAUGCGCCCCAGGUGGUCGCACCAAAGUGGCUGGAUGUAUUAGCCCUCAGGGCAAUUAUAUUGCAGUUGGUGCUGAAGAGAGGUACAACCAAUAUGUGUAUGCGUGUGAAGAACAGGUGGACGGAAGUGUUAGGUUUAGAUCGAAGCCUAUUGUACCUUUCGCUGGGCCUAGAAAGCGGGCUUAG
Bursaphelenchus okinawaensis is the source of this 2694-nucleotide messenger RNA. NCBI's taxonomy places the organism in Eukaryota, Metazoa, Nematoda, Chromadorea, Rhabditida, Aphelenchoididae. The record is from the annotation of a GenBank genome assembly.